Messenger RNA from Anas platyrhynchos (mallard), 2198 nucleotides. RefSeq names its product cytochrome P450 family 24 subfamily A member 1 (gene CYP24A1). Lineage: Eukaryota; Metazoa; Chordata; Aves; Anseriformes; Anatidae. Gene Ontology annotation, molecular function: monooxygenase activity; iron ion binding; oxidoreductase activity, acting on paired donors, with incorporation or reduction of molecular oxygen. Gene Ontology annotation, cellular component: mitochondrial inner membrane. The record is from RefSeq and is a predicted model, not a curated record. Gene Ontology annotation, biological process: C21-steroid hormone biosynthetic process; glucocorticoid biosynthetic process; cortisol metabolic process.
AUACAUAGAGGCGGAUGGGGAGGCUGUCACCGCCGCGAUGGGAGCCCGCAGCAUCCUCCUCCGGCAUCCCGCCUUCACCUGCAGCCUCGCCGCCGGGAAGCCUCGGGCAGCCUCCUCCCUGUGCGCCCUGCGGGGCCGCGGGCACCCCCUGGCCGCCCUGCCCGGACCCCCCAGCUGGCCCCUGAUGGGCAGCCUGCCCGAUGUCCUCUGGAAGGGGGGGCUCAAGAGGCAGCAUGAGACGCUGGCCGAGUACCACAGGCGCUUCGGGAAGAUUUUCCGCAUGAAGCUGGGGGCUUUCGACUCGGUUCACAUCGCAGCCCCCUGCCUGCUGGAAGCCCUGUACCGCCGGGAGAGCUCCUGCCCCCAGCGCCUGGAGAUCAAGCCCUGGAAAGCCUAUCGGGACUAUCGCGACGAGGGCUACGGGCUGCUGAUCCUGGAAGGAAAGGACUGGCAGAGGGUGAGAAGUGCCUUCCAGAAGAAAUUAAUGAAGCCCAGCGAAGUUGUGAAACUGGACUCCACGAUCAAUGAGGUCCUAGAGGACUUCAUGUAUAGAAUAGAUGAAGUUUGUAACCACAAUGGACAAAUGGAAGACGUAUAUUCAGAAUUCAACAAAUGGUCAUUUGAAAGUAUCUGCCUGGUGCUGUAUGGAAAGAGGUUUGGUCUCCUACAGCAGGAUGUAGAAGAAGAAAGUCUGAAUUUCAUCAAGGCUGUAAAAACGAUGAUGGCUACUUUUGGAAUGAUGAUGGUGACCCCCGUGGAGCUUCACAAAGGUCUGAACACAAAAGUCUGGCAAGCUCAUACUAAAGCGUGGGAUGACAUCUUUAAAACUGCCAAGCACUCAAUUGACUGUCGGCUGGAAAAACAUUCUGCAAACCCUCAUGAGGAUUUUCUGUGCGACAUCUACUCUGGAGGACAACUUUCUAGGAAGGAGCUGUAUGCUGCCAUCACAGAGCUCCAGAUUGCUGGAGUUGAAACGACGGCCAAUAGCUUACUGUGGGCUUUGUACAACAUUUCACGCAAUCCACAUGUUCAGCAGAAACUUCUUCAGGAAAUACAGAGUAUUUUGGCUGCUAAUGAGAGUCCAAGUGCUGAGAACUUGAAAAAUAUGCCUUACCUAAAAGCAUGUCUGAAAGAAUCCAUGAGAGUAACACCAUCCGUACCUUUUACCACUCGCACUAUUGACAAAGAAAUGGUUCUAGGAGAUUAUGUACUACCCAAAGGGACAGUACUAAUGAUAAAUACCCAUGCCUUGGGUUCCAAUGAAGAAUACUUUAAUGGCUGGACUCAGUUUAAACCAGAGCGCUGGCUUCAGAAGAACUCAAUAAAUCCAUUUUCUCAUGUCCCAUUUGGCAUUGGGAAGCGGAUGUGCAUUGGACGUCGCUUAGCAGAGCUGCAGCUUCACUUGGCCCUUUGCUGGAUCAUUCGCAAAUACCAAAUAGUGGCAACGGAUGAUAAGCCAGUGGAAACACUCCAUUCAGGAAUACUGAUUCCCAGCCGGGAGCUCCCCAUUGCGUUUCACAGGCGAUAAGCUUGCAAACUGACAAAUGAGAAUUCUACUGCUGCCUUUCCUGAACAAAAUAUAUAUUGACUGGGAAAGCCAAAACCUGUGGUAACUGGUGGAGAAACUGCAACACACAUGCCUCAAACAACAGAAACAGUACCAACAAAAGCUCCUAUAAUGUUUUAUUGGAAAACGUGGUUAAUUCAGCUGUACUUGGCAAUGCUAAAAGGAAAGAAAAAUAGUCUGCACAUUCAUAUACCUACACAAAUACACUGGCUUAGUGCAGUGGAGGGACUGUGCAGGACGGAGUUUGCUGUGAGUUAUAGAGUGUUAGAUAUGGUUGUUAGUGUACAGGGAAACUAUUACAGACGCAAGCUGUUCAGUAGGCUAGCCUGAAAAAAGCUCAUCUCCAGUUUGUGGGUAUCAUAGAGGAAAUCUGGGGGGAUAGCAAUCACUACUGCUCUGUUCCUGUUAGCUCAGGGUUGAAGAGCUUCAAGAAGUCAGCUUAAGGGUAAAGAAACUUGCUUAGUCCUUAUCUUUUUUUUUUAUUAUUUUUUGUAUGCGAGGCCUUAUCCUUUAAUGGAAUCACUGGAAUCCUAUGGGUUCUGCCACUAUAAAAUGAUGAUUAUCCUAACAGGAUAGUUCCUUCAGCAGAUAAGUAAUAUAAAAUGCAUGUUUAAAGCAUCACAGGAAAUAA